CUCGACUCCCCUGUUGCUCAGUCACUGGAACACCGGCUGAAAUGGAAAGGGCCGCUAUCUAUCUGUCUUCUUCUUCGCUGCCGCCCACACACACACAGCCCCGCCCCCUCUGUCUAUCUUUGUGAGGGGCAUGACCACCCACCCUUCCGGACCCAGUCAUCACACGCAUCGUCGCUUGGCGUCUUGUUUUGUUUACAGCGCAGAGAGAGAGAGAGAUCAGUCUUGAGUGCCGCUCACCUCACUUGUGCUGCAGCCACGUUUCUAUCAUCUGCAAACCGACUCACUCACUCAGGGUGUCGCAUGUCAACAAGCGUCUCCGUGUCUCUCUCUUUCGUGUCAGUCAGUCACCUGUUUGUACGUGUCUGCACACCUGUGGAUGGAUUGCACUCCCACGAGGCUCACCCUCAUGUUCUUCCCUAGCGCACGACCCAGCUGGGCCCUGUCAGCAGCACAACACAAACAGCACGGUGUGUGUGUGUGUGCGUGAUCCUCUCGCCCUUCUACCUGCUGAGUGCGAAUAUGACAGGCACCUCCUUCUUAGCGGCCCCCAUCAUCAGACACUUGACACGGUCCUCCAGCCCGCCUGCACAUGAUCAAUACACAUUCUUUGCGCACCAUGUGCUUCCCCUUUACCCCCUUGACUGACCUAGGCUGGUGAUUUCUUCGAUGUUUGGUGCCACCAGAAUGACCUUGAGCCGCCCCAUGGCUAGCGCGCGGGACACCUCGCGCAGGCCAGUCAGGGCCACACGCCGAUCCCUCGCAGACACUGCCGCUGCUGACGCUGAUGCAGAGGAGGAGGCACCCUCAGACUACCACAGAAGGAAAAAAAAAAGACAGAGACGGAUGAACGUGUCGGGGCUUUCUCUUGUGCUGAUCUAGUUAGUUACUGUGGGUGUGGAGGGUCUGCUGGGCGGCAGGUCUGUCAACCUGGACCGGCACUCGAGCUUGCGCACGUCCCCCAGGAAAUGGGCCACGGCAUCGUCCAGAUCAGCACUCAUGGCCUGCACGGCCCUCCAUCCAUCAGUCACCAGACACAUGAUCCAUUGUGCCAUGCAUUUCGAUGCUGGUGGCCGGCCACGUACGUGGUCCAUGAAGGUUCGGCGGUGGUAGCAUAUCCUGUGCGAGAAGAAGCGGCCUCCGCUCCCACGCUGAAGAACGAACGGGACAUGAGGCACGAGACACGAGAGACGAGAGACGAGAGACGAGAGACAGGACAUAUGUCUCUCUGUGUGCGUCCAUGUGUGUCUGUGUUUCGGUGUUGGUGUUGGUGUUGGCACCCGCACAGUGGUGUCAGGCUCUGGCUCCGACACAUAACACAUCUCGUUAGCAGCAGACAUCCUGCACACACCACACACACAACAGACCACACACAGGAUGGCCACUGGACCUUCCUGCCAGCCCUUCCACCCCCACUCACUCACCAUGCCCCGUCGUUCUCCCACAUGUGCAGCCGCAGGUCGUCCCUCGGCCAGUGGCUGGGCUCCCUGCCCCCUCUCACCCGUACCGGCGGCGGCGACGGACACGACUUGCCCGCCGGAUGGUGGGGAUGCUGGGAGAUGAUGCUGUGGAUCGGGUGCGUGGACGGCACCGCCACUGGUACUGGGGGGCCGGGAGGGCGCCUCACCGGUCGCCAGUAGGAGAAGGUGGCCUUGGGGCGACGGGAGGGCGGCAGGGAGGACGACAGAGCACAGUGAUACCCCUGAUCGAUCGAUGGACAAAAUGGAUUGAUUGACUUUUCCCGCCCGAAUGCUGCAGUGCUGGUAUGCGAUGCGUACCUUGUUUCCAGUCCUGUGUUCGUCCUCUUCUUCGCCCGCAGAGGCUGUGUCGCGCAGCGAUGGCGUGAGAAGGACGGAUGUGGGGGAGGCGGAAGGGGAGAGGCUGGCGGACGAGGCGUUGUCGUCGUCAUUGGGGGGGCGGUGGGGAUGUGUGGACGAGGAGGACGGGUGCAGACUGCCCGUCUCCUUCCUGCUCCUCUCGCGGAUGAUAAUCUUCUUGAGCGAUGUCACCUUCUUCCGCCUGAGGCAGUGAGGGAAACAGAUUUACACACAGCCGUCUGGCGAUCGACGCAUAAGUCACCUUCUCUUCCUCCUGAGGCCCCCGUCGUCCAUGUCUCCGUCUGCCACAGACAUGUCCGGCGGCCGCCAGCGGACAGGGCUCCCAUACGCACGGCGAGACACGCACCCGUAGCCCACGCCAACACCCACGUUGGGCACGUCCUACGCCACACACCCACACCCACACAAUCACCCCAUUCAUCCCCCCAUAUUAAUAAAUGGACAGGCUGCAGAAGCCUCCUAAUGCAUUCUUACGUUCCUCUGCUGCCUCCGCAGGAUGAUCGGCGGCGGCGGGAUGCUCCCGCAUAUGCCCAUCUCGGGGUCCAUGGGCCCACCACCCCACGGCAUACCCGGCCCACCUACUCCCAUGCCCAUUCCCAUCCCCGGGCCCCGCCGUGGCGGGGGCGAUAUCGGCGGUGGGGGAGGUCUUGGGAGGAUGCAGGGGUAGGACAAGACCUGCAGGUACGGGUCCAUGGUGUGAAGGCGAUAGCCCUCGUCGAGAAAGCGGCCCGGUGGGGGGCCCGUGUAGAAGGGGUCGGGCGGCGGCAUGUCACGGGGGCCGAAAAACGCUCCUUUGUACGAAUUGAACGAACGCCGACUCUGGAUACAUACGGCACACACAAAGACAGCAUAUGGCUGUGUCGAGGCAAUAUGCAGCUCGCUCACUCACCUCAUAUACCGGCGGUCCGGUGUGUGGGCGCAUUGUGAUGGGCAGCCGAGGAGGGGUGGGCAGCAGAGGUGGGGGUGCCGCCGGGUGGAUGAUCAGGGGGCCGCCUGGGUAGAGAGCAUUCAUGUGGACCGACGGCUGAGGCGGACGGAUGGACUGCUGCUGGUGUUGGUGCUCGUCGCGAUGAUGAUGAUGAUGAUGAUGACCUGCAUGCACACACAUAAACGUCGAUGGAUGUAUCCUCACAGCCCCAUUGUGCUCCAUUCUCACCAUUGGUGUGUGCGUAUUGCGAUGUGGGGGCGUAGCUAUCAGGCUGGGUGUUCUGCAAGGGAAAUGGCCCACUAUCCAUCAUCAGCAUAUCGUCAAACCUCUCAUGAAGCCCCGGCCCGGGCCCACUCCCCACCCCGUCCUCUUCCCAGCACACACACCCGCCAUGACCCCCACCAACACCAACGCCACCAUCAGCCACAGGGACAUCCAUGUCAUAUCCGCCGACAGAAAACCCCCUCCUGUCAGAAAACCCCUGCUGCUGCUGAUGCUGAUGCUGAUGCUGCACAAACCUCGGCUCCUCCAGCAAAUGGUGCCUCCGGUCCUCCCAGCCGUGUCUCUCGCCUCGCCUGGGAUGGCUCGGCUCGUCGAAGGAGGGGAUGUCCUCCUGGAUCGUGUGGAUGCGCAUCGGCUGGUGGUCGAUCAGAGGGCCGCUGUCUGCCGAUGGGCAAGGGAGAUGAUGCUGUAUGUGCGGACGAGGGUUCGGGUGCGAUUCGGGAGGUCUGCUGUCUUUCCUGCUGGGGGUCGAUGGCCAGUCUGGGACGGGACGGCUGGAGAGAGAGAGGGGGCCGUUGAGGUCACGGCCCAUCCGCCAGAUCUCUGAGCGAGGGGGACGGUCAAGACAUCAUCCUUCGUAAGAGAAACUGGUGGGUGUUGUCUAUGGUCUAUGGCUGACCAUCGAGGUACUCGAGCAGUUCCCUGUCGUCGUCUUCAUCGUUGACGCCAGGGGCUAUGGUGGCCCUCCGCUGCAGCAGCGAAUCACCACCAUCCUCCUCGCUGUCAAACGUCGAACGCGACACCAUCUGAGACUCUCACACACAAAGAGACACAGAUUCAUGAGCUGGCCCAGGCCAACAACAGCAUCAUUCAGUCGCGCACCAGCCUGUUGCCCCCUAUGUUGUCGUGCUGGUAGUAUGACUGUGAGGGCGUCGGCUCCUCGGGCAGCGUCGGAGAGCGGGCAGAGGCCGACGGCUCCCGCGAGAGAGUGCCGCCGCCCACAGGGCCUGCAGACUCUGAGAAUGCAGAAAUGCAGACAUCUCGCAAGAAAGCGUUCUUGUCUUUCUUGCGAGUUCGUACCGCUGAUGAAGCACCCCAAGGGAUUGUCCCGGCCAUCCCAGGGCGUCGGUAGGCCGUCGUCGGACGCCAUCGAGCCUCUAUCUGACAUGACGAUGCAUGCACACACAGAGGGAACGAGGCAAAUCAAUCUCAUCAACCAUUGUAGAGUCUGGCACACACAUGCAUCUGCCUGCACACCGACACAUAUAUCUGUGCUGUGCUGUGCUGCUUUCGUGUAAGUACUCGCAGCUAGCUGUGCAGACAGACAAAGCCCCAUUGCCACCACCGUCCCACCUUUUGUCUUACCGCUUCAUUCGGCUCGGCGUCUGCACGACGGUCUUCAGGGCAAAAUCAGCCAAGAAAUGACAAGCUACUCAUUUCCAUAUACAAACACAGGCACGUACAGUACGGAAAAGAAAAGACAUCGUCG
This is a messenger RNA of Vitrella brassicaformis, 4474 nucleotides long. The record is from the annotation of a GenBank genome assembly. Lineage: Eukaryota; Vitrellaceae.